This is a messenger RNA of Alnus glutinosa, 911 nucleotides long. RefSeq lists its product as uncharacterized. NCBI's taxonomy places the organism in Eukaryota, Viridiplantae, Streptophyta, Magnoliopsida, Fagales, Betulaceae. Bases 42 to 782 code for a protein of 246 amino acids. The transcript has 2 exons. The record is from RefSeq and is a predicted model, not a curated record.
ACCCAUUCGAAGAUUCAUCAUCAUCCACAUACCUAGCUAACAUGGCAACGACCAAAGUAAGCCUGAAGCUUAUCAUAGACAAGAAGGGCCGACGGGUGCUCUUUGCUGAAGCAGACAAAGAAUUUGUUGAUUUCCUUUAUAGCAUUUUCACUCUGCCGGUCGGAGCUGUCACGAGUCUUCUGAAAGAGGGAGGCGGCAUGGUAGGCAGCUUGCCAAGCCUUUACCAGAGCAUUGAAAAUCUGAGUGAUACUCGCAUAUUCCAACUGGACAAAAACAAACGCUUCCUGUUGGAAGCCAUGGUAUUCAUGCCUGGUGCUAAAGACCCUCUCCUAUUGCCAAACGUUGGGUCAACGACAACAUUCCGUCAAUUUUAUAGGUGUUGUGCGCUCUCCUACUCUAGUUGUAGCAAUUACGUGGCUGAUGACAAUAGCACAGUUUGUCCAAUGUGCAAGUCUAAGAUGAACUAUCUAGUAACAUUCCUAGAGCCAACAAGCGCAAUCGGGGAAUCCUCCACUAGUGAGGAAUAUUACGUGAAACGGACGGCUACAUACAUGGUGAUGGAUGAUAUGGAGGUGAAGCCCUUGUCCUCCACCACUCUUGCCCCUCUGCUUACCAAGUUUAAUGAUACAAAUGAUAUUGAGGAGAAAGUGGUCGAUGUGGGCAUGGAUGAGGGUGUGAAAUUGCUUCAAGCUUCUUUGCAAUCAAAGACUGUUUUGACUGACGUCUUCCUUCCGGCAGAGAUGAUCACUAAAACUGAUGAGGAGUCAAUUAUUAAUGAAUGAGAAGAUCGAUCAAGGGAUUGGUUGUUGCGAAGGAAUCACGAGAUUAUAGCAAUUAAGGCAAUGUUGAAAAUCAGUGUGGUGUAUUUCUAUCUAGGUGCAAGAGCUCGGAAGCACUAUAUAUAUAUAGUU